Messenger RNA from Caenorhabditis elegans, 1200 nucleotides. It is a transcript of the gene srw-95, whose product is annotated as G-protein coupled receptors family 1 profile domain-containing protein. The record is from RefSeq and is marked reviewed. The coding region runs from base 55 to 1200 and encodes 381 amino acids. The transcript has 7 exons. Gene Ontology annotation, molecular function: G protein-coupled peptide receptor activity; G protein-coupled receptor activity. NCBI's taxonomy places the organism in Eukaryota, Metazoa, Nematoda, Chromadorea, Rhabditida, Rhabditidae. Gene Ontology annotation, biological process: G protein-coupled receptor signaling pathway; signal transduction. Gene Ontology annotation, cellular component: membrane.
AUUCAUAUAGUAAAAAUUAUUUAUUUCAGUUAUUUUAAGCUGAAUUUGAAUGAAAUGAUUGACAGAGUGCUUCUUUAUAACUUAUCAACUUCUGCAUUUCCCAGCUAUGAUAAUGCGACUAGAAUUGAUUUAUAUUUCUUUCUUAUAGCUGUUGAAAAGUUUGUCCAUCCAUCAAUAAUCAUUAAUAUUGUAAUUUCAUCAAUUGGGAUUUUUACAACAUCAUUCCAUUUAUUCGUUUUAUCUCGAAAUUCAAUGUUAAAAUCGUCCGUAAUCUUGAUAAUGAUAGGAAUCGCUAUUUGUGAUAUAUUAGUGAUGUUUGUCUCUAUUAUUUAUAACUAUCUUUAUUUGAUUUUGGAAUUUAAUGUGAAACCCUGUGAACCACCUGCACCACUUUCAUUCUUUUAUAUGUACUGGAUCAAUGUAGUAAUUAAUGAUUUGUUCCGUCGAACAUCCACGUGGCUCAGCGUAGUUAUGGCCACAAUCAGACUGAUCGUCUUGAAGUUUUCAACGAGAAGAGCAUUUCGAAAAGUUAAUUUUCCCAAAUUCGGAUUCACUUUAGUUAUUGGAACGUUGUUAUCAAGCAUUCCAUUAACUGUAAUAUAUUAUUUCCGAUACGAUAUCGUUAAAAUUGGAGACUGGAAGCCUAUGAAUAAUUGCACAUUUGCAACGAGUUAUCCAGAAUCUCGUGUUAUCUUCACUUUGGUACAAUCCAAAGUCUACCAGGCUAACGAUGGACUUGUAGGAAAAGUAUAUCAAUUGAUUAAUGGAACAAUUUCCAAACUGUUUCCAUGUUUUCUGCUUCCAGUUCUAACCUAUAUGCUUAUUGUCGAACUCAAAAAAGCCAAGGAUCACCAGAGAAUGUUAAAUUUAACUAUAAGACCAGUAAUUAUCAAUGAAACCCAGUCAGUUGCCAGUACAGAAAGAACCACGGGGCUAGUCGUAUUUAUAACAGCUUCUACAUUUCUUAUUGAAGUUCCAAAUGGAAUUGUUCGUGUUUUACAAUUUGGAUAUACUGACUUGGGAUACUGGAGAAUGGCAACCUCCGUUGCACAAUUUUCAAGUGCCUUCUUUGUUCUACACGCGGCUCUUCAAGGCGCCAUCUUCUUUCUGAUGUCAUCACAAUAUCGGAGGGCAGUUUCAAAAAUAUUCAAGAAUGAUCGACCACCCAUCAUCAUUGCAGUCAGCUCUAGCUACACCUGA